AUGGAGGAGGACGUGACCUGUUUUCGGACCUCGUUAGCAGAAGGAUUUAAGAUCUGUGAUGGUAGCAUUACAGACGAGGAGAAAUCAUCUGACAUUAAAACAGGCAAUGAUAAAUCUACUUUCGAUUUCAGUGAAAAAACUUGGACGAAUGAUUUCGCGUUGAUUGUCGAAGACGAGAAGCUGUAUGUGUCAAAGGCUGUUUUGGCACUUCUGUCGCCGGUAUUUAAUCGGAUGUUUCAGACAGACUUUAGAGAAAAAGAUCAAACAGAAUUGAAUCUUCCUGGAAAAAAGGUGCGAGAAAUGCGAGAUUUUCUAAGGUCAAUUUAUCCCGGUAUGAGCGAAUGUAUAUCUGAUGAGAACGUGUACAAAUUGUUACCUCUGGCCGAGGAAUAUCAGGUGACUACUCUGACAGCCAAAUGCGAGAGAUUCCUUAUAAGUAGACUAAACAAAGAACUUCCAGCAGACGACACGAAGAUGAUGUUGCAGACAGCGGCGAUUUAUAAUAUGGAAGAUUUAUUAGUCAAAUUGUGUAAAGAAUGCCCGAACAGUCUGCCAGAGAUGUUAUUUCGGCAAAUAUUCUCCUACCUUCGAAAAUCGUUCCAAAGAUCCUGGAUAAAUUGA
Ruditapes philippinarum (Manila clam) is the source of this 621-nucleotide messenger RNA. Its product is annotated as BTB and MATH domain-containing protein 15-like. NCBI's taxonomy places the organism in Eukaryota, Metazoa, Mollusca, Bivalvia, Venerida, Veneridae. The transcript is spliced from 3 exons. Gene Ontology annotation, molecular function: protein binding. The record is from RefSeq and is a predicted model, not a curated record. Bases 1 to 621 code for a protein of 206 amino acids.